Molecule: messenger RNA, 954 nt
Organism: Adineta steineri
Lineage: Eukaryota; Metazoa; Rotifera; Eurotatoria; Adinetida; Adinetidae
Source: the annotation of a GenBank genome assembly
AUGUCAAACAAUACGAGAACAAAUGUGAAAUCAACUGAACAUUUAGUGACUACUUAUUAUCCAUUAGUUUUAGUUAUUAUUGGUACUUUAUUGAAUCUUUUAACAUUAAUUAUUUUUUAUCGUUCAACAUUUCGAAAUACAAAAAAACAACCAAUAAUACAUUAUAUGCGUGCAAUAGCUAUAUUUGAUAUUUUUAUGUUAUAUGGAUGGAAUCUUGAUCAUUAUCUUUCAAGUAAACAUGGAUUUAUACUUUUAACAUAUUCAAUAGUAACAUGUAAAAUAUUUGGAUUUUUAAAUUAUGUUGCUGGACAAUCAACAGCUUGGCUUCGUGUAUUUAUAUGUUUUGAUCGAUAUUUAUUAUCUAGUCGUCUUCGUCGUCCAUGGUGUAGUCGUGAAAAAGGUGUUCUUAUGAUUAUUUCAUGCAUUAUUAUCCUUGUUACUCUAUUCAACUUCCAUUUCCUUAUUUUUGCUUGCUUUUAUCGACCAAAUGGUACAAUUAAUCCUAAUGCUCAAUUAUAUCAAAUUUAUCCAUUAUGGAAUAAUAUUAAUUUAGGUGUUUAUAAUUGCAUACCAUUUAUAUUCAUGGUAAUAUUCAAUAGUGGUAUUAUCUAUCAUUUGAUUAAACGUCGUCAUGUACGUAUAAUUCAACAAUCACAAAUUCAACAUCGAACUAUAUCAAUUACUUUGGUUAUUACAACAUUUCUCUUUUUAAUAAUGACUAUUCCAGCAACAAUUGUUGCUGCAUUCUUCUUUACUACACGUACAACUAGUCUUGCAAAAAUAUUAGAUUCAAUUCUUUAUACAUAUCAUAUAACAUCAUUUCCUCUUUAUUUGACCACAUUUAAGGAAUUUCGAUGGGAAUUUAUCAAGAUGGUCACUUGUAAGAAUAAUAAUCGAAGAAUUGUACCGGCGCAAGUUGCUAUUGCUAUAGUAAGAACACUCAAUCAAUUAUAA